Lodderomyces jiufengensis is the source of this 1320-nucleotide messenger RNA. RefSeq names its product glutamate N-acetyltransferase (gene ECM42). The record is from RefSeq and is a predicted model, not a curated record. Gene Ontology annotation, cellular component: mitochondrial matrix. Gene Ontology annotation, molecular function: L-glutamate N-acetyltransferase activity, acting on acetyl-CoA as donor; L-glutamate N-acetyltransferase activity, acting on acetyl-L-ornithine as donor. Lineage: Eukaryota; Fungi; Ascomycota; Pichiomycetes; Serinales; Debaryomycetaceae. Gene Ontology annotation, biological process: L-ornithine biosynthetic process; L-arginine biosynthetic process. The transcript has a single exon. Bases 1 to 1320 code for a protein of 439 amino acids.
AUGCAAAAUAAAUUGACUAAAAUAUCCAUUCGCUUACUAUCGGACAAAGCAUCAAGAUUUGUACCUAAAAAUGGGGUAUAUCCAAAAGGUUAUAUAGUAGGUGGGAUUCAUUGUGGUGUUAAAAAAGAUGGUAAAUCAUUUGAUUUAGCUAUAUUACAUAAUACAUUUGGUAAAAAUGCUUCAGCAUCAGCUGUUUUUACAACAAAUAAAUUUAAAGCUGCUCCAGUACAAGUAUCACAAAGAAUAAUAAAAGAAACUAAAGGUUCAGGAAUAAAUUCAAUUGUUGUUAAUAGUGGAAAUGCAAAUGCAGUAACUGGAUCUCAAGGUAUUAAAGAUGCUAAUGAUAUGGUUAUUGUAACUGAUUCAGUAUUAGAAAAUGAACCUGAUUCUACUUUAGUUAUGUCUACUGGUGUAAUUGGAAAUAAUUUACCAAUUGAUAAUAUAUUAUCAGGAAUUCCAAAAUUGGCGUUGAAUCAUCUAGGUAGCUCUCAUCAAGAUUGGAUGAAUUGUGCUACUGCCAUAUGUACAACUGAUACUUUUCCAAAAUUAGUAAGUAAACAAUUCAAAAUAGAUAAUGAUAUAUAUACUUUAGCUGGUCUAUGUAAAGGUGCAGGUAUGAUUUGUCCCAAUAUGGCAACUUUAUUAGGAUUUUUUGUAACUGAUGCACCAGUUUCUCCAGCAGCAUUAGAACAUCUUUUAAAAUAUUCAAUUGAUAGAUCUUUUAAUAGUAUAACAGUUGAUGGUGAUAUGUCAACAAAUGAUACCAUAGUAGCAAUAGCGAAUGGAGCAGCAGGAGGUGAAUUAAUAGAUAUAAAUGCAUCAUGUGGUGAAAGAUAUGUUGCUUUACAAAAAGAAAUUACAGCUUUUGCUCAACAAUUGGCUCAAUUGGUUGUUAGAGAUGGUGAGGGUGCUACAAAAUUCAUUACUUUAAAAGUAAAAGAUGCUAUAUCUUAUAAGGACGCUAAAACCAUUGGAUCAAGUGUUGCAAACUCAGCGUUAUUUAAAACUGCAAUGUAUGGGAAAGACGCAAAUUGGGGUCGUAUAUUAUGUGCUAUAGGAUACGCUGACGUUUCGAAUGACUCAGUUAUCCCAUCAAGAACAAGUGUUAAAUUUGUACCAAUUGAUGGUAGUGAAAGUUUAGAUUUGUUGAUCAAUGGUGAACCAGAAAAAGUUGAUGAAGAUAGAGCUUCAGAAAUAUUACAAAGUGAGGAUUUAAUAAUUGAAAUUGAUUUAGGUACAGGUGGUGGUCAAAGUGCUGAUUUUUGGACUUGUGAUUUUUCUCAUGAAUACGUUACAAUUAAUGGAGACUAUAGAUCAUAA